Messenger RNA from Annulohypoxylon truncatum, 757 nucleotides. RefSeq lists its product as uncharacterized. The coding region runs from base 114 to 296 and encodes 60 amino acids. Gene Ontology annotation, biological process: mitochondrial electron transport, cytochrome c to oxygen. Lineage: Eukaryota; Fungi; Ascomycota; Sordariomycetes; Xylariales; Hypoxylaceae. The record is from RefSeq and is a predicted model, not a curated record. The transcript is spliced from 4 exons.
CAUCGAACCACUCUCGGCACUUCCAUCUUUUGACUCGUACCAAUUCAUAUUCACCCACAUCUCCUCUCCUACCACCUACUCUCUGGAUCGUCCUCCCGAAGUCAACAUUCGAAAUGGCAAUCAAACCUAUCACCGGCAUGCUCCGAAGGGGCCUUGUUACUGAUCUCAGCAUCGGGCUUGGACUCGGAGUGACUUUUGCUAGCUUAUACUGGCACGGAUUCCACAUGCCGCGCACCCACGCGCGAGACAACUUCUACAAGAAACUCGAGGAGGAACGGGCCGCGCGAGCUGCUUAAGGGAAUGGCGAAGGAAUACCUAGGCGAAGAGAAAGGCAUGCACAUACCAAAGAGAGAGAACAUCAGACACUAGACGAGAUCGGCAUUUUUUCUAUCGAGUUUGAGGCUGGGGAAUACUACAGACGAUAGUUGCGCUUCAAGAGUUGGGACGGUCGACUGUAUUAUACGAACGAGAUCCGCCCGCCGAAUUCAAACUUCCAAGAGUAUUCUUAUAUGAAUUGAUGCGUCGGACGUGACUAGUUCGUGUGAGAGUAUAUUCGGCAUUAGUAGUUGGGUACUUAGGAUAUACGUUCGCCAAACCGAAAUGAAGUAGGCUUGUGGUACAUAUAGUGUCUGGCGUAGUUGUAACCGAGGUUAGAAAGGUAGGGAAAUCUUGAGGUGAUUACGAGGAAUGACUAGAAUAUAGAAGAACAAGAUCAUUGGAAGUAGCAUUUAUAUUAGGCAUAUUAUAAAAAUGGCAA